Folsomia candida is the source of this 1967-nucleotide messenger RNA. RefSeq lists its product as uncharacterized. The coding region runs from base 1207 to 1911 and encodes 234 amino acids. The transcript is spliced from 4 exons. Lineage: Eukaryota; Metazoa; Arthropoda; Collembola; Entomobryomorpha; Isotomidae. The record is from RefSeq and is a predicted model, not a curated record.
GGACUGGGUAUAAAAAGUCAGUUUUGGAUCAUUUUGGUAUUACAAACAUUCAAAUCACCAACAGCCAAACAACUACUUUUCAACUACUUCAUUUGGAAACUUUUUCCACCAAACUUUGUAAAAAAUCAUGCAGACCAUGAAGGUUAUCAUUUUGCUCGGAGCCGUUGUUGCCAUGGCCCACGCAGCACCAGAAUCUCUUCACGGAGGUAAUUCUCAAUAUGGGAAGGCUGUAAGCAACUCGAUCUCAUCUGCCGACCAACCCCCCACAUCAUCCGCCCAGAAUGCCUUCCUGAACAUUGUGAGUGGGGACAGUCUUGCGUGGUGCGGGGGCUACACGGCGCCCGAAUGCAGCAACGCCUGCUACUGGCUCGGCUACCGAUGCUAUCGAUGCACAUCCAGCUUUUGUGAAUGCUCCCAAUCUGGGUGUUAAAUAAUUAAUUUAUAUUAACAUAUGGUUAUUGCACACCACAUUUUUCACAUUUUUAUUUUGUGCAGCUAAGGAAAUAUGAUCCUAAAUAUGAAAUAAAAAUAUACAAUAGGGAGUUUGCAUGAAUGUUUCCGUGGACCCUGAACGUGGCGUAGAACCGUAGAUUUUCAUACUACGUCGACGUUGCGUUGUGACAGUUUGCAAAUUCACGUCCGUGCGUAAACCGUAACGUAAAAACGCAUCUUUUUUGUACGUUGCACGGUUACGGAAUUAUAGUUUGCAAUUCCACAAUUAAAUAAAUACGUAAUUAUGUUUUCUUCUCAUUUUUACUCCUGGUUGUGAAUUAUUUUUGAAUUAUCAACAAAAAUUUUUGUUGAUGCAAAUUUUAAAAUUAAAUAUGUAUCACCUUACUCGAAAGAACUUGAGAGCGUUAUUUCUUCGAGGAGUUAUUUCAUUCCCAGAUUAUGUGAGAUUUACGAAAUUGAGAAACUACCACGUCCGACGAAGUUUCAAAACCCUUCCCAGCAUUAACUUAGAUAGUGGCGGAGAUAAGCGACCUGGACUGUGAAAUAAACUUCAGAUUCAAGUGCCACGAGAUCCGACGCCUCCUGGUAGCAUUACGCAUACCAAAAAUAUGUAUUUUACCAUGUGGUCAUAAAUUCGCCGGGCUUGAAGGACUAUUGAUACUGUUGAGAAGAUUAUGCUACCCUAAUAGAUUGCACGAUUUAGAAAUUACUUUCAACAGGGACUACAGCCUUCUCUCAAGGAUAUCAAACUGGAUGACUGAAUAUAUACACGGGCAAUUUUCACAUCUUCUGAGGUCACUGAAUAGUCACGAAUGGCUAACUCCGAUGAAGCUGCAGGAAUUUGCUGAUACACUUGUCAAUUCUGGGUGUGCCUAUCCAAAUGUAGUAGGUUUUAUUGAUGGUACCGCACGCCCAAUUUGCCGGCCAAGUAUCAAUCAAAGACAAGUUUACAGUGGUUAUUACAAAACACACACACUGAAGUACCAAUCAAUAAUGCUGCCAAAUGGAAUCAUUGGAAGGUUGGAUGGGCCCUUUAACGGACGAAGGCAUGACUCCGCUAUUCUCGGACUUAGUGGUCUAAUUGAAGAAUUAGAACGCAAAUUUGUACAGAACGACGGUUCCUGGUACACUCUGUACGGAGACCCCGGGUAUGCAAAUCAAAAAUUUAUAAAAAUUGGAUACAAGAACAAUUCCCGAAAUCCAUUGACGAUUCAGCAAAAAAAUUUCAAUCGAGACAUGUCAGCACUGAGAGUUCACGUUGAGUAUGGUUUUGGCAAAGUUAUUCAGUUGUUCGUCUUCUUGGACUAUAAGAAAAACCAGAAACUUCUACUUCAAUGUCUGAGGAAGCAGUACGAUGUUGCCGUAAUUCUAUCAAACUGUCAUACGUGUUUAAGAGGAAGUCAAGUAACGAAGUACUUUGGAUGUGCACCACCGGAACUAGAGGAAUAUCUUCACUAAAAUUGUUUUUUUAUUUUGGAACUAAAGUGUACAAGAAUUGGUUAACUAUGAAUAUA